Aricia agestis (brown argus) is the source of this 2904-nucleotide messenger RNA. RefSeq names its product cyclic AMP response element-binding protein A (gene CrebA). The record is from RefSeq and is a predicted model, not a curated record. Lineage: Eukaryota; Metazoa; Arthropoda; Insecta; Lepidoptera; Lycaenidae. Gene Ontology annotation, biological process: regulation of transcription by RNA polymerase II. The coding region runs from base 227 to 1318 and encodes 363 amino acids. The transcript is spliced from 7 exons. Gene Ontology annotation, molecular function: cAMP response element binding; DNA-binding transcription factor activity, RNA polymerase II-specific.
UCGGUUAUUCGCCGGCAGCGUUCCGCCGCGAGUGCGCGUAUCGUCCCCGUGUCGAGUGAAGUUUUAUUUAUCCUCAUCCGAAACAAAUGGGCGUCGAUAGUGAAACGUGAACUCGCUGUGAAUUUGUGAUCGAUUGUAAAACAGUUUUUGUGCAUUUCGCCCGGCUCGAAGGAGCGUGACAGUUGAGGAAUUUCGUCGGAGGCCGUCGGCUGCGUCGGGCCCCGACAUGGAGAGCUACUUCGACAUCUCCAACGACCUGAAGGAUGUCUGGGACGCGGACAUCGACCCGGAGAUGCAAGACGUGCUGGACGAGGAAUCCGACAUGGGCGACUGGCUGAUCGAGCGGGACUCCAAGCUGGGCGUCAUUCUCCACGACAGACUCAUGACGGACGCCGCCCUCGGCGCCGCGCCCAUCAAGACCGAGCACAGCUACAGCCUGCACUCCGACGUCGAGUCGCCGCCCGGCUCGCCGCACACCAAAGUCGAUGACAUGGAGGACGAGUGCUACCCCGUAAUCCCGGCGAGCGCGUGGCGGUCGCGGCGGUGCCUGUCACCGACCGUCAAGUCGGAGCCGAAGUCGGAGCCCGACUCCCCCGCGUCCUCCUGCCCCCCGUCACCCGCGCCCACCACUCCCGUCACACACGUCGACUACGUCAUCGACCACACGACCGGUACAAUUCACAUGCCACAGGAAGUGCUACAGAAAGUCGGCGCUGCGGGCGUACAGCAGUUAGUGUUGAGCACAGCACCGCGCAUCGCCAACUCGCUAAACAACAAACUCUCUAUAAAAGUCACAUCGUCCGGCUCAGGCUUCAACCUGCCGCCGACGCCGCCGUCGUCCCUCUCCUCGUCGGACAGCGAAGGCGCACUAUCACCAUCGCACGACGCGCCGCCCGCCGCCGCGCCACCCGCGCGCCGCUCGCACCUCUACGUGUCGCACCACUCGCGACAACCGAUCAACACGCCGCUCAUUAGCACGCAGCCGAAAGGCUCAACGGGUACACUAGUGCUCACGGAGGAGGAGAAACGCACACUGCUAGCUGAGGGCUACCCCGUGCCCACGCGCCUGCCGCUCACUAAAGCUGAGGAGAAAUCGCUCAAGAAGAUCAGGAGGAAAAUUAAAAAUAAGAUAUCGGCCCAAGAGAGCAGACGCAAGAAGAAGGAAUACAUGGACCAAUUAGAAAGAAAAGUAGAAAUUCUAGUUUCGGAGAACUCCGACUAUAGGAAGAAGGUGGAAUCUUUAGAGCAGAAAAAUGCCAAUCUCAUGAGCCAGUUGGCAGCUCUGCAGGCCCUCGUAUCGAGGGGGGUUAGGAAGUGACGUCAUAACACACACAAUGACGUCACGCUAUGCACAGGGACUUAAUCUGUUUUAUUUUGACCGCCAUAGGUUAGCCCGACCAGGAAGAUGGAAGCCUUAGCUCAAUUUUUAUUGUGGCAACGCUACAAAGGAUAUGAUUGGUUUAAUCUCGAAGAAUUGACGUUAGUGACGGUUCUAGUUCGUGAGUCUUCCGCAAGAUGGCGUGGUUUUCUGUAUUCCUGGUCAGGCUAAAUAUAUGACGUCACAUUCGAGACGGUGCAAGAAUCUGAUUUCCAGAAGUUUCUAUCUCUGUAUAUAAAGUGUACGAGGGAGAUAAAAAUUUUGGAGCGUCAGAAUUUUGCAGCGCAGACACUGCAUUUGAUCACAAAAUCGCAAACGCAUAAAUUUUCAAAAUACUUUGAAUACCGAAUUUAUGUUCGAGCUCCUCUAUAGAACAGUAUUAUUUCUAUGGCAUUUGUGAUCAAAAUGCUACAACUUAAGGCUGUGAGAAAUGGCAGAAAUUGUUCUCACAGUAUAGGCGAAACUUCUUACUUGGGAGUCUGAUUUUGAGAUAGUUAUGUUAGGACUAGGGACGCCACGGUUCGCGUAUCUUGUACGACAACGAUGUCCGUGUAUAGCGAUGUAUAUUUUGGAUGUAAUUUACAUGUUACAAAAUGACUGUAAUUUCAAUGAUUGCUCAUUGUUUCGUAGUUAUUGUGGUGGUGCUGGCGCGGCGGCCGUCCGAGUGCCACAUUAGAUAUUUAUUUGCGCGGGGUCAGCUUCGGGACGCGCUAGAAAUCUCGAAUUUAAGGCCCCAAGGCACGUAUUUUAAGUCUUUGAUGCGUGUUUUUGUCAUGCAGGUAGGUUAAGGCAUUAUAAUUGUUACCGAAAUCGUAAUUUAUCGAUGUUUACGGCGAGUCGCUUUACUCCUCUUCUCCUGCUGAUUGUUAUUUUACUCUAUAUAUUUAUUGAAUGUUAUUAAACUACUCGUGAUUCCGAGUAUUUUAAGGUCGAGACGGCACUAUCUGCUCAAAAUAUCCGUAUUCCUUCCUGCUCGUAAGUCUGUGAAUUUGGUCAUAAUAUAGCUCGAGAAUUAUUUAUUUGAGCAGAUAGCCAAGUCCUACCAUUAACCAAUAUGCAGCGAGCGAUAUUCCUCAAAAACAUUUCUUAUCGAGUGUUCAAAAAAAUAAAGAACAACUGUUUCUAUUCAUAUCCCUCUUAUCACUGUAUUUUAUCUUUACUAUAUUCUAUUCAGUCGAUAUUGAAUUCUGGCCUCGUCUAUUUAACUAUCGCUCGCUGAUAUUGCGUAAUUAUGAAAAAUAGAGUCCAAAAGAAAGAGGAUUGAAACGCGGUGCGGUAGACGGCACAGUUCGUUUGCGUGCGUGGCGCUGCGUGUACGUAAACGCGUACGCACUGCGGACGUGCUUGCGUACAAAUAUGUCCUGACGCACAUAUAGAAAGUUCAAAUAAUUAUCUUCUAUCUCGGGCCUCGCCGCGCACGCACACGAGUUGACGCCGAGUAUCAGGAAUUAUUAGCAUAAUAAAUACUACGUAAGGCGUCGCCUUAUUAUAUUUUUGAAUUCCAUGAAUUUGCAUUUAUAGCGAAA